ACACUCUGACACAGAGUCGGGAGAGGAAGAAGGCGAGGCGCGCGCGCGGGGUGUGUGUUCCUCAAAGCGCGGCGAACAGAGCAGAGCUAACUUACAUCAGAUCAGGAGCUUCAGCGCUUCAGAGGAACACAGCCAGAAAGAAGUUCAGAAACCAAACCAGGACCCUCUGGAUCAGGACCACCAUGAUCACAUGACCUUUUUUGAAUGGAUUUAAAGGGAUUUUAAUCUUUAUUUUUCAUCAUCACCACCAUGAACCGCAGACAUGUGUUUAUUUGACUGCGCGUGAGCCGCCGCCACCGCCGCUGUGAUGUCGUGCAUAAACGCGUCCAACUGCACGCUGGACGCGGCGGACGCGGCGGAGGCGGCCUCGUACGCGCCCGUGCGCGUGUGGGCGUCGGCGGCCGCCUGCCUCAUCCUUUUCAUCUUCAACCUGCUCAUUAGCUGGACGAUCGUGCGCGAGCCGCGGUUGCGCGGUCACGCGCGCUUCGCGCUGGUGGUGCACCUGCUCGUGUCUGCGUGCGCCUACUUCGCGCUGGGCUUCGCCUUCCACCUGCAGGCGUACAGCGGCGCGGGUCUGAGCCCGGCCUCGUGCGCCGCGCUCGUCAUGGCGCUCACCACGAGCGCGUGCAGCAUCCUGCUCACCAUCACGGCCAUGGCGCUGGACCGCUAUGUGGCCAUCUGCUUCCCGCUGCGCUACGGCGGCGGCGGGUGCCGGGGCGCGUGGCCGUGGCUGUUGGGCGUGCUCACGUGGGGGCUGGGCGCCGUGGUCCCGCUCAGCCUGUACGGGGACGUGUACCGGAGAGCGUCGGAAAACGGGAGAUGCGACCGCGGCGCGCUGAAGGGCGGCGAGGUGCACAAGGUCCUGCUGAUCUCCGCGUGCACGCUGCUCAUCCUCUACAGCUACGCGCGCAUCUUGUGCGAGGGCCGCCGGCUGGGCGUGCUGAACCGACGCAACCGCGCGGGCUGCCGGACCAUCGCGCUGCACGGCGCGCAGCUGGCCGUCUACAUUCUGCCCAACUUCGUCAACUUCGCGCUGCACGUGCUGCUGAAGUGCGGCCUGCUCAGCAGCGCUGCCAAGGAGCGCGCGGCCGUCAUCGUCUUCGUGUUCUUCAGCCUGGCGCAGUGUAUCGCGCCCGUCGUCUACGGCCUGCGCAAAGAGGAGCUGCUGGAGCAGCUGGGCCAGCGCUUCCCCCGCCUCAGCGGCAGACUCAAGACCCUGCUGGAGUGGACGGUCGGGCUGGUCCGGCCUCACGCGAGGACCCAGCAGAGGCAGAGGAGAUUGACAUCAGAGACACUUUUAUCGAGGGAGACAUCACAGACGUCUGUAUAACUGCCAGAGACAUUAAACACGAGGAAGAGUGCAGAGGACUGUACAUAUUGCUUACCUGAGCCGUGAAACAAUCUAAAGACUGAGGAACUCUAACUGAUGAACACUGAACUAAAGGACUGCAGCUAAGUGGCAGGGAUAAAGUUGAGAAGAGCUAAAAACUUGCUGUCUUCUUUUCUUCUACUAAACUGUGCUCCUGCAUUACAGACGCUGUGAAGCUUCUUCUGCACUGUUGGAAUGACCUGUAUAAGAGGAAUAACUGUUUGCUAUUGUUCCUGUGAACUGCUUGGUUGGUGGAUGCGUGUUGCUAUUAGAACAAAACCUACCAAAUUGGUACCUUCUAAGAAGAAUAAAUUUUCUGUUUUGACUUUUUAAA
Messenger RNA from Astyanax mexicanus (Mexican tetra), 1703 nucleotides. Its product is annotated as G-protein coupled receptor. Gene Ontology annotation, cellular component: membrane. The transcript is spliced from 2 exons. The record is from RefSeq and is a predicted model, not a curated record. Lineage: Eukaryota; Metazoa; Chordata; Actinopteri; Characiformes; Acestrorhamphidae. Bases 308 to 1330 code for a protein of 340 amino acids. Gene Ontology annotation, biological process: G protein-coupled receptor signaling pathway. Gene Ontology annotation, molecular function: G protein-coupled receptor activity.